Molecule: messenger RNA, 928 nt
Organism: Actinia tenebrosa (Australian red waratah sea anemone)
Lineage: Eukaryota; Metazoa; Cnidaria; Anthozoa; Actiniaria; Actiniidae
Product: basic phospholipase A2 nigroxin A
Biological process (GO): lipid catabolic process; phospholipid metabolic process; arachidonate secretion
Molecular function (GO): calcium ion binding; A2-type glycerophospholipase activity
Source: RefSeq, a predicted model, not a curated record
AAUGCAAAUUCAAAUUCCGAUGCAACAGAACUUACUUAAGUUGUUAUUUAUAGAGCUAUAGUACGUCGACUUCUUCAACACUCUGUUUUAUAUGAAAAAGACUCGCUCGGAUUUUUAACAGCUUAUCUAAUUAUCUCGUAAGAAAUACCGAUAACAAUUAAAAGAAGCUUCGACUAAAUACCGAUAACAGCGUGGCGGAGUUCGUAGCCCAAGAAGAGAAACUAAGAGACAGAAAGAUUCGCGAUCUUAAAAGUUAAUUUAUUCUGCCGGAGUACAUCAAUAAUGAAAGCUAAAAGACUUCUUAAGAAAGUUGUUUUUCUGUUUCUUGUUAUGUUAGCAGUAACAGGACAUACAGAAGCGAGACGUUCAAAGAGAAGCGUUGACCAGCUAACUACAAUGAUAGCCUGUGCAACAAAGAAUAAGUGGAUGCACUACAUGAGCUAUGGCUGUUACUGUGGACCGGGGGGACAGGGGGAACCAGUAGAUGAAGUUGACAGAUGCUGUCAGAGACAUGAUCGGUGUUACCAACAAGUUAUGUAUAGCAUGAAAUGCUGGUUAUCUCUUGAAGUCUACUUCCUGUCCUAUGAUGUCACCAGAUGUAACUACUGCAAGCCUUCAAACAGUCCAUGUGCCUUGGAAAUCUGCAAAUGUGACUCGACGUUGUCAAAGUGUUUAAAGAGCAAACCACUUCAAAAACGCUACGAACUCUACGAUCAGACAAAAUGUUCCCCGAACCUCAUAUAAGAGCCUGAUAUAUAACACAUCAUUCGGCUGUGUACACUGGAAAGAUCGCUAUAUUGGACAUCAUCAAAACAUGUCAUUUUGCCUGCUUAGCAUUUGCUCUCGAUUUUUGUGCAGAAAAUAUGAUUAGAUCCACAGGUAUAUUUUAGCAGAGAAAAAUAUAUUAAUAAAUUGAUACUAAAAUAUU